This is a messenger RNA of Hemicordylus capensis (graceful crag lizard), 5537 nucleotides long. RefSeq names its product vigilin-like. Gene Ontology annotation, cellular component: nucleus; cytoplasm. The transcript has 28 exons. Gene Ontology annotation, molecular function: mRNA binding. Lineage: Eukaryota; Metazoa; Chordata; Lepidosauria; Squamata; Cordylidae. The coding region runs from base 406 to 4179 and encodes 1257 amino acids. The record is from RefSeq and is a predicted model, not a curated record.
GGCGCCUUGUCAGUCGGGCCGCGGCAGGGGGCGGAGGCUGCGGCAAGAAGAGCAGCGGCGCCGGCGGUAGCAGCAGUAGCAGCAAGCAGCACAGUUGCAGCAGCGCCGGCGGUGGAGGAGCUGGAGCAGCCGCCGCCGCCGCUGCCUCCCGCUCCCUCCUCCUCCUCCUCCUUCCCCUCUCCUUCUCCCUCUCCUUUCCCCCGGCCCCAGCCCCAGCGGCGGUCGCCGCAGCCGCCACGCUGAUCCCCCUCCGGCAGCAGCAGCAGCAGCAGGACCCGCCGCAGCGCAGGACCCAAGCCGCCGUCACGCUGAAGCGCCACAGGUAGCCUCGUUCAGGACGGACCCUUCUGGCAUCUGACCAUUUUGCAGUGGAAUACCGGAAACACGCAAAUCUGGGUUUGAACCAUGAGCUCGGUAGCAGUGUUAACACCCGAGAGCUUUGCUGAGCACCGUAGCGGCCUGAGGGAUGAAGAAACACGAGGUGGUGUCCCAGAGGAUGAGGCCUACAUUCCCACUUACUUGGAAGCAUUCCCACCGCUCCCGGAAAAAGGAGCCCCCGGGGAGAAGUCCAGUGAGCUUACAGGAGUAUGGAACAAAAUCCGGCCGAUCAAAUCCUCUGUCAUCACCCAGGUGUUUCACGUCCCCCUGGAAGAGCGACGCUACAAGGACAACAGUCAGUUCGGAGAAGGAGACGAGGCCAAGGUGUGUGUGGACAUCAUGCAGAAGACGGGGGCUCACAUCGAGCUCUCCUUGGCCAAGGACCAGGGCCUGUCCAUCAUGGUGACUGGCAAGCUGGACUCCGUCAUGAAGGCUCGGAAAGAAAUAGUCGCUCGGCUUCAGACCCAGGCUUCAGCUACCGUCACUAUCCCCAAGGAGCACCAUCGCUUUGUGAUCGGCAAGAACGGCGAGAAACUGCAGGAGCUCGAGCUGAAGACGGCCACCAAGAUCAACAUCCCGCGGCCCGAGGACCCCAGCAACCAGAUCAAGAUCACUGGCACCAAAGAGGGCAUCGAGAAAGCGCGGCACGAGAUCUUGCUCAUCUCGGCCGAGCAGGAUAAGCGGGCUGUGGAGCGCCUGAGCCUGGAGAAGGCCUUCCACCCCUUCAUUGCCGGAGCCUUCAACAAAGUGGUCCAGGAGAUCAUGCAGGAAACGGGAGCCCGCAUCAACAUCCCGCCACCCAGCGUCAACAAGGAUGAGAUCAUCAUCACUGGCGAGAAGGAGCCCGUGGCCCAGGCCCUCCUGCGAAUCCGCAAGAUCUACGAGGAUAAGAAGCGCAAGACCACCACCAUCUCCGUGGAGGUGAAGAAGUCCCAGCACAAGUACAUCAUUGGCCCCAAAGGCAACACCCUACAGGAGAUCCUGGACGCCACCGGAGUCUCGGUAGAAAUGCCGCCCCUUGAGAGCAGCUCAGAAACGAUCAUUCUCCGUGGGGAGCCCGACAAGCUGGGCCCGGCUCUGACUCAGGUCUAUGCCAAGGCAAAGAGCGUGAUGGUAGCUGAAGUAAUGGCCCCAGCCUGGUUACAUCGGUUUAUAAUCGGAAAGAAAGGACAGAACAUUGGCAGGAUCACCCAGCAACUUCCCAAGGUUCACAUCGAAUUCACAGAUGGGGACGAGAAGAUCACGCUGGAGGGACCCACCGAGGAGGUGGAGCUGGCUCAAACGCAAAUCCAGGAGAUCAUUCGGGAUCUGCUCAGUCGGAUGGAUUACACCGAAGUGCUCAUUGACCAGCGUUUCCACCGUCACCUGAUAGGGAAGAACGGAGCAAACAUCAAUCGCAUCAAGGAACAGCACAAAGUCUCCGUCCGGAUCCCGCCCGACAACGAGAAGAGCAACCUGAUCCGGAUUGAGGGUGACCCGCAGGGGGUCCAGCUGGCCCGCAAGGAGCUGCUGGAGAUGGCUGCUCGCAUGGAAAACGAACGCACAAAGGACCUGAUUAUUGAACAGCGCUUUCACCGAACUAUUAUUGGGCAGAAAGGCGAGAAAAUCAAGGAGAUUCGUGACAAGUUCCCAGAGGUUAUCAUCAACUUCCCUGACCCCUCGCAGAAGAGUGACAUUGUGCAGCUGCGUGGUCCGAAGAAUGAGGUGGAGAAAUGCGCCAAGUACCUCCAGAAGGUUAUUGCAGAGCUGAUCGAAAACAGCUUCUCCAUCCCAGUUCCCAUUUUCAAGCAGUUCCACAAGAACAUUAUUGGGAAAGGAGGCGCCAACAUCAAAAAGAUUCGGGAAGAAACCAAUACCAAGAUUGACCUCCCUACAGAAAACAGCAACUCGGAAGUGAUCCUGAUCACCGGGAAGAAGGCCAACUGUGAGGGAGCUCGGGAGCGCAUCCUGGCCAUCCAGAGGGAGCUGGCAAAUAUCAAGGAAGUGGACGUGUCCAUUCCGGCCAAGCUGCACAACUCGCUGAUCGGGGCCAAGGGGCGGCUGGUGCGCUCCAUCAUGGAAGAGUGCGGCGGGGUGCACAUCCACUUCCCUUCUGAGGGCUCGGGUAGCGACAAGGUCACCAUCCGAGGGCCCAGCGAGGAGGUGGAGAAGGCGAAACGCCAGCUGCUGCAGCUCGCCGAAGAGAAGCAAAUCAACAACUACUCAGUGGAGCUGCACGCGAAGCCGGAGUAUCACAAGUUCCUGAUCGGGCGCGGCGGCGCCAACAUCCGGAAAGUGAGGGACCGCACCGGCGCCCGCAUCAUCUUCCCCACCCCCGACGACAAAGACCAGGAGCUGAUCACCAUCGUGGGGAAGGAGGACGCGGUGCGGCAGGCCCAGCACGAGCUGGAGAGCCUCAUCCGCAACCUGGAUAACGUCAUCGAGGACUCAAUGCUGGUAGAUCCCAAGUACCACCGCCACUUUGUGGCGCGCCGGGGGCAUGUGCUGCGAGAGAUCGCAGAAGAGUAUGGGGGAGUCACUGUGAGCUUUCCCCGUACCGGAGUCCAGAGUGACCGGGUGACGCUCAAGGGGGCCAAGGACUGUGUGGAGGCAGCAAAGAGGCGGAUCCUGGAAAUCAUCGGCGACCUGGAGGCCCAGGUAGUGCUGGAGUGCAUCAUCCCACAGCGCUUCCACCGUGUGGUCAUGGGAGCCAAAGGUUACAAGGUGCAGCAGAUCACUCGGGACCACGAUGUCCAGAUCAAGUUCCCGGAGCGAGAUGACAAUCCAGGUUUGGAAGCACAGUCUCAGGAAAAUGGUGACGUGAGCCCCGAGCUGGAUUCCGUCCCCCGCAAAUGUGACACCAUCUUCAUCUCGGGGCGGAAGGAGAAGUGUGAGGGGGCACGGGCAGCCCUGCUGGCUCUGGUUCCCGUCACCAUCGAUGUGGAUGUCCCCUUCGACCUCCACCGCUACAUCAUUGGGCAGAAGGGAGCCGGCAUCCGCAAGAUGAUGGAGGAAUACGAGGUGAAUAUCUCCGUGCCACAACCAGAGCAACAGUCGGACGUCAUUAAGAUCACAGGCCUGGUCCCCAACGUGGAGCGAGCCAAGGCAGGCCUCCUGCAGAGGGUGAAGGAGCUGCAAGCCGAGCAGGAAGACCGGGCCUUGCGAGGCUUCAAGCUGACGGUGAGUGUGGAGCCCAAGUACCACCCCAAGAUCAUUGGCAAGAAGGGGACGGUCAUCUCCCAGAUCCGUAAGGACCAUGAUGUCACCGUCCAGUUCCCAGACAAAGGAGAUGAGAAUCAGGACCUCAUCACAAUCACCGGGUACGAGAAGAACGCGGAGGGCGCCCGGGACGCCAUUUUGAAAAUCGUGGCCGACCUCGAGGAGAUGGUCAGCGAAGACGUGCGGUUGGAUCACCGGGUCCAUGCGCGCAUCAUCGGUGGGAGGGGCAAGGCCAUCCGCAAGCUCAUGGAGGAGUUCCGGGUGGACAUCCGCUUCCCUCAGCCUGGCUCCAGCGACCCAGACAGAGUCACAGUGACGGGGCUGCCUGAAAAUGUCGACGAUGCUAUAGACCAUCUGCUCAACCUGGAAGAGGAAUAUAUGAUGGAUGUGGUGGAGACGGAGACGAUGGCUGCGUACAUGAAGCCCCCCUCCCGCCUGGAAGAGGAGCCACGGGGCCCGGCCAAGGGCUUUGUGGUGCGCGACGCUCCCUGGAACGCCUCUGGGAACAAGGCUCCGGAUGUCAGCAGCGCCGAAGAGUUCCCCGUCUUUGGCACCGGUGUGGUCCCCAAGCAGACGUCCGUCUGGGGCCCCAAGAAGUUCUGAGACUGGGGGCGCGGCACUACCAGCCAGGCUCGGCUCCUGCCUCCCUCAGCCGUUGCAGCGGCUCCCCGGCACCAUUGGUUCGUUCUCGGGGUGCAGCGGACUCCUCCUCCUUCCUCUUCCUGCGCGUGCUCUCUCUCCCCCACCCACCCCACCCAUGACUCUGUGCAAUCCAUUAACCGAUCGAAAGCCAUAGCCUCUCUCCGUCCUCCUCCCUGUCGAGCCAAAGCAGGCCAGGUUGUAAGCACACAAACACGAACGAGCUUCGUGCGUCUAGUCUCUCCCCACCUCUCCCUCUCUCUCAUGCCAAAUUCCAGGGCAUUACUAUCUCCCAGCCCCACUUGGCUGGAGCACACACACACCCCCUUAGUAGGAGGAAUAAGCAAAGGCCCCUUCUCCCUCCUUCCUGGCGCCCGUGCUCCCGGAGCCUCUAGAGGAGCCGAGCAUUUGGGGGCUCCCAAGGUGGCCGCCGCUUGAGGAGGGCAGGCGUCUUCGGCAGCCGUCCCCUGACCCUUCCUGGCUGCUUCCCUAAGCCAGAAUCCUGACCUCCCGCCUUGGGUUGCUAGUCCAAUGAGCUCAAACAUCUCCCAGGCGAUACCAGUGAACUUGAGGGAUGUCCCACUGGCGACAGGAUCUGGGUUGUGGGGAAGCACCACAUGGAUCCAGGGAUGUAUCGGAACGAGAUUUCCGGCUUCCCGUGGCCAGAAGACAGAACCAGGUAGCACUUCGAAACUUUGGCAAUUGGCAGGCCUGUCCGCGCUCUUCCUUCUCCUCGUCCAUGGCACAGUGUAGAUUCCGCAACGUUUCUCCUCCCACCUUCAAUGACACUUCCUUUUUUACUUUCUUCCCUUCCUCGUGUCUUCCUCCAAGUUGCACUUGCUUUUGAAAUGUUAAAAAAUAUGCAACAUUGAACAAAGAGACGCUCUUUAUUUUUAUUUUAUUUUUCUUCUGUUUCCAGUCCGCAUCAGAUUCCAGAUUUGAAGGGAAAACUGUGAAUUCUGGAUUUGUGUGUGUGCGUGUGUGUGUGCGCGCGUGUGUUGGGGAUGGAAGUGAGCUUAGUCGCUCCUCGAACUCUCCAACCUGACCCCCGCCCCACCCCACCCCUUUUGCCUCGUCGGUGGGACAAGGCAACAACCACAACAAGCUGUAAUCAAGCAACUUAACCAAGUUUCUGAAAGCAGGGUUGCUGGUGCGAAAUAAAGAAUUUUCAACAACAGAAAGCAAACACUACUAUUGGCCUUAAAGAAAAAAGGAGGGAGAGGAACACAAAUUAAGUUGGACUAAGGAAAUAUGCAAACUCUGUAGGUCACGUGGUGACUGGACUUUUCUAAUUCCAAAUAAAAUGGAGUGAAAAAACCAGA